Messenger RNA from Oikopleura dioica, 621 nucleotides. The record is from the annotation of a GenBank genome assembly. NCBI's taxonomy places the organism in Eukaryota, Metazoa, Chordata, Appendicularia, Copelata, Oikopleuridae.
AUGAAGGUAUUCAACAGCAUUGUCGCGGUCACCUUGGCUCAGAGAACUUUCCAAACCGAAGAAACUCAACUCGGUGCAAGACGAUACAACGAUUUGUUGAAGAUGGUGAAGAACUACAAUCCUGACUUUGACGAGCGAAAAUAUUGGGCUUACGGUUGCCAGUGCCUCAUUCUCGGCGAUCGGCCGAUGAGCGAAAUGGGACACGGAAAACCAAUCGACCAGCUAGACGUUUCUUGCCACAAAUACAAACAGUGCCAGAAGUGUGUUCGAAAGGAGUUCGGAUCUGAGUGCAUUGGCGAGUUCGUCAAGUAUAGCUGGGGAACCAGACGAAGAGAGGCCUACUGCGAGGAUGCUGUUGGAACUUGCGCUAGAGCUCUUUGCGAGUGCGACUUGGACUUUUCCAAGAAGCUCACUCCGGAGUUGGUGAGCGUCUUUGAUCCUGAGUAUCACUUGUUCUACACAACUACCGGAUGGAAUCCUGAGGAGAGCUGCGAGAAGGGAAACGGAGUUUCAAGACCAGAAUGCUGCGGCCCCGACGACGGACCAAAAUACAUCUACAAUUCCUUGUCAAAACAGUGCUGUGCGGAUUACUCGAUCAAGAAAACGUGCCCAGCCUAUUAG